This is a messenger RNA of Vitis riparia (riverbank grape), 927 nucleotides long. Its product is annotated as protein EMBRYO DEFECTIVE 514. Gene Ontology annotation, cellular component: chloroplast. The record is from RefSeq and is a predicted model, not a curated record. Lineage: Eukaryota; Viridiplantae; Streptophyta; Magnoliopsida; Vitales; Vitaceae. The coding region runs from base 64 to 771 and encodes 235 amino acids. The transcript is spliced from 2 exons. Gene Ontology annotation, biological process: chloroplast rRNA processing; chloroplast organization.
AUUCCCACAAGAAGGUGUUUAUAAAAAUUAGGGUUUUACUCCACGAAUCUCCGAGUCUGAGCCAUGGCAGAGACGGUGGUUUCAGAAACCCCCGAAACCGUCACGGAAAGAGAAACCGCUAACACCCAAGACAUGGAUGUCGAAGCCCCUGAACCCUCCCAGCCCAAUGGCUCCGACUCUGCCGACAACGUCACUAACGGUGACUCCAACUCCAAGCGUGGGAGAGAGGAGGCAGGCGAGGGAGAGGACGCAAAUGAUGCCGUUACCAAGAAGCAGAAGGUGGAGAAGUCCGUGGAGGAAGAGAGGCUCGAGAAGUUGGAGGCAGAAGUUGUUGAAACGGGUCGGUUCAGCUUGGGUCCAAAGACUUUCGGAUCUUCUGUUGAGAUGUUUGAUCACUUCUUCAAGUUUCUGCAUUACUGGCCUGCUAAUCUUGAUGUCAAUAAGUAUGAGCACAUGAUGUUGCUGGACUUGCUGAAGAAGGGCCAUACCGAACCAGACAAAAAGAUUGGCGGAGGGAUCCAUGCUUUCCAAGUCCGAUACCAUCCAGUGUUUAAAAGUCGCUGCUUCUUCGUCAUAAGGGAUGAUGAGUCUGUUGAUGAUUUCAGCUUCAGGAAAUGCGUGGAUCACAUAUCGCCCUUGCCUGAAAACAUGAAAGCAAAAUCUGAGGUCAAUAAGGCACUGGGUGGAGGCCGUGGAGGAAAAGGUGGUGGCGGUGGUGGAAGAGGAGGUGGCCGCGGCCGUGGUGGAAGAGGAGGUAGAGGAAGAAACUAAGGUGUUAUCCUUUAUUUUACCUGGAGAAUAUGAUUUGAAUUUUAAAAGCACUUGCAAAAAAAGUUAGAACCUGGUAUUUUUCUCCUAUUUAUUUGCGCUAAACUGAUGUGUUACCCAAAUUUUGAUAAUUAUGGAUGAGUAUUGGAGAUUAUAUGC